CUUGUCCUCCCCCUGUCCUCUGUCCUCCGUCCUCCUAAACGUAACAGACUCUUGUCCUCCCCCAGAGAAGUGUUCAAGACGUACAACGUGGCGAUGGACUGGAUCACCUUGGCUGUGAUCGUCUGGAACUUCGGGGUGGUAGGGAUGAUCUGCAUCCACUGGAAGGGGCCUCUCCGUCUGCAGCAGGCCUACCUCAUCAUGAUCUCUGCUCUCAUGGCUCUGGUCUUCAUCAAGUACCUUCCUGAGUGGACCGCCUGGCUCAUCCUGGCCGUUAUAUCUGUCUAUGAUCUGCUAGCAGUGCUCUGCCCCAAAGGUCCUCUACGUAUCCUAGUGGAGACAGCCCAGGAGAGGAACGAACCCAUCUUCCCUGCUCUCAUCUACUCCUCGACCAUGGUGUGGCUGGUCAACAUGGCAGACACUGGCCUCGGACACAGACCAAUGACCAGGAAGAACUCAACAGAGGCCCCCAUCACUCAGGUCGAGAGUCAAUCCCUGGCCCUAGGCCCGGCCCCUCUCAGCCCCCCGGAGGAUGAUGGAGGGUUCACCCCUAACUGGAUGGGGCAUCAGGAGCAUCAGCUGGGACCCCUUCAGUCCACAGACGAGACCCGACGGGAGAUCCAGCAACUCCCCUCUGCCAGACCACCCGUAAUGGACGAUGAUGACGAGGAGAGGGGAGUAAAGCUGGGUCUCGGAGACUUCAUCUUCUACAGCAUGCUGGUGGGGAAGGCCUCUGCUGCAGCUAGUGGAGACUGGAACACCACCCUGGCCAGCUUCGUAGCCAUACUCAUCGGCCUGUGUUUGACUCUUCUUCUCCUGGCCAUCUUUAAGAAGGCCCUCCCUGCCCUUCCCAUCUCCAUCUUCUUUGGCUUGGUGUUCUACUUCGCUACAGACAACCUGGUCAGACCUUUUAUGGACCAGCUGGCUCUGCACCAGUUCUACAUUUAGCAGGAUGUUCUCCUGCUCUCGCCACCCCACGGGAGCUGCAAUCAUCAACACCAGGGGUGUAUUCAUUAGGGAGCUGCCAUCAUCAACACCAGGGGUGUAUUCAUUAGUACACAACAUAGCGAAAUGUUUUUUGCAAUGAAAACAUGUUUUUUUAUUUUUUUUUACUAAAUCCGGUAGGUUCCCUCCCCCUUUUUGUCCUGUUUUGCUGAGCCAGACCUCUAACAAGGGGACCAGGGGCGUCUCCAGUCCCCUGACUGAAGUUCAGUGGUAGUUUUUGGAUCUGCUUUUUGUUUCUGGGCUUGGUGG
This is a messenger RNA of Oncorhynchus keta (chum salmon), 1251 nucleotides long. RefSeq names its product presenilin-1-like. Gene Ontology annotation, cellular component: membrane raft; neuromuscular junction; endoplasmic reticulum. Lineage: Eukaryota; Metazoa; Chordata; Actinopteri; Salmoniformes; Salmonidae. The transcript has 6 exons. The annotation marks the transcript as partial. Gene Ontology annotation, molecular function: aspartic endopeptidase activity, intramembrane cleaving; beta-catenin binding; cadherin binding. Gene Ontology annotation, biological process: protein processing; negative regulation of apoptotic process; membrane protein ectodomain proteolysis. The record is from RefSeq and is a predicted model, not a curated record.